AGUCAAAUUCCUGAAGGAUCCAAAAGCGAAAGUGUUUUGAAACAAAUCUUACCUGAACAACAAACAGAUGACAUAAAAACAUAUUUUUUUUUAAAGAAAAGGUUUUCUGUUUUUUAUUUCUAUUCUACCUUAGAAAGGUUUUGACAAGCAGCAAAUAGGUCAAAUGGAUUCACCUCUGUCUUUGCAGAUAAAAUGUUCAGUGUGUUUGAGCGAUUUUACAGAUCCAGUGACUCUGGCUUGUGAGCACUCCUUUUGCCGAAAAUGCAUUACAGGCCACAUGCAAGCCAGCUUGGGACCUAGUGCUUGUCCAGAAUGCAGAAAGCCUUACAGCAAAGACGACCUGAAACCCAGCCGUCUACUGAGGAACAUCACCUCGACAGCGAGAGAGCACCUUUUUGCUAGGCGUAAAGCAGAUAAUACAGAAAACCCUGAAUCUAAAGAUGGCACAGAACCCUUAAAGCUUCCUGAAGCAGAGCUGGUAUGUUCUGAGCACGAUGAGAAACUCAAACUGUUCUGUGACACGGAUCAGAAGCUGGUGUGUGUCAUCUGCAGAGAUGGAGACAAACAUAAAGGACACAUGUUUAAACCUUGUAAAGAGGCUGCUGAGAUCAAAAAGGGGGAGGUAAAGACUGCUUUGGGUUUUCUUGCUAAAGAAAACAGAGAGAUGGAUUACAUGAUCCAGCAACAGACAACGGAGAUCACCAAAACUGAGGAAAAAUCCAAAACCCUAUUAGCUCGAAUCUCUGCUCAGUUUGAAGAAAUGCACCAGUUCCUGCGCCAAAAAGAGGAUGAGGUGAAGAAACAGUUGGAAGAAGAGGAGAACAAAAUGACUGAAGUCAUGCAGAAGAACGGGUCUGUGAUACACACAAGAUUUAUGGAGAGCAAAGAGAAGGAGGUUCUCCUGCAGUCUGCGCUGAAGAUUGAACAAACCGAUCAAUUUUUACAGUGGUGGAAUGAAAAAGGAUUUCCAAUGACUGAGGGCUUGAAGAAUAAAGGCAGUGUGGCACCAGCAGUUAUCAAAUAUACAUCUAAGCUGAAAGAUCUUACUGUGGUCCCAGACUCUUUCUUCUUUGGCCCGUGUGAAACUCACCUGCAGUUUUUUGUGUGGAAAGAGAUGCUCGGAUCCAUCAAACCAGUUCCUGAGAGUUUAACUUUGAAAAAUCCUGGAGAUUCUUACUUAAAAGUUUCACCAGGGGGCGCCAGAAUCCGUCAAGCUGACAGAGUGUCUGCUUUGUAUAAAGACUUCAACCCUGGUACUGUUUCAGUGGAAAACUUCGAAUCCGGUCAGCACUACUGGGAGAUAGAUGUUGGGGAGAAACCAGACUGGACAGUGGGAAUUAUGAUGGGUGAAGUCAAUCGGAAAACAAAGUCAGCUGAGAGUGAGAUCCAACUCCACCUUAAACAUAACGAAGGAUAUGUCCUGUCUUGUGAUGGACGGGAUACUCCAUUAAGUACUCGGGACAAACCAAGAAAAAUAGGCUUGUAUCUUGACUGUGAGAGAAAGCAGAUUUCUUUCUACAACGCUGACAACAUGUCUAGAUUGGCCCAGAGAAACUACAGCUCAAAGCAGCCCUGCUGUGUUCGUCUGGUGCCAGGACUGUACCUAAAGGGAGCGAACAGUGACUCUCUCACUGUAUGCACAUAUGGUGCUAACACUACCAAGCUCUAAAGUGCUGGUCCAGUGAUAUAUCUGGAUUGUACAAAACAGAAUGUGUAUGUUAAUAAUGUGCGUGAACAUGUUAUGUUAUUGAUGUACAUCCUACACCAUUCAUGAAAUCACCAAAAUGACUUUAGAGAGUCAUAUCACUUUUUUAGCAAGAGAUGACUACAGUAGAUUCAUAUUUGCAUGCUGCUAUUUGAGGGUCAUGGGUGUUUCUUGUGUUUGUAAUCUACUGCUGACCUAUUGUUCAAUAUUAAUUGCAAUUACACAUUUAAUCCUUAUGCACACUCUUAAAAAUAAAGGCGCUUAGAAGGUUCUUCACAGCGAUGCCAUCAAAGAACCAUUUUUGGUUUCAUAAAGAACCAUUCAGUCAAAGCCAUUCAGUUCUUUAAAGAACCACCUCUUUCCUACCUUUUUAUAAUCUUGGGAUGUUAAGGGCUCUUUAUGUAACCAUUUAGACAAAAAGGUUCUUCUAUGGCAUCGUGAAGCACCUUUAUUUUUAAGAGUGCAUUGUACAUAUAGACAUAUAUCUGAGAUGAUGUAUCGCUUCGUUGUUUUCUCACUCUUGUGAGGUGCUUUGGAUAAAAGGAUCCAUUCACGAUUGCAUUUCGAGUGGAAUGCAGACACCUUUAAGGCCUACGUUUUAACAUAGUGGUGUGCUCUCUGCAUGGUACAACAACUACUGCUUUUUUCACACUGCGGUUUUAUCUGGAUUCAAACAUUGUUGAAAACAUUUGGGAUAAUGUAAGUAUACACGUAAACAAAAGAUAUAUUACACAGUCCUAAUAGUUUUGGGGUAUUUAAAUGCAAAAUUAUUACAUAUUGUGCCUUUAAGCAUACUGAAGGGACCGGUGCCGUGGCUUCACCUUACUUCAAAUAUAAAUAUUUUUAUGUGGUUUUGACAAAUAUGAAUCAAUUAUCAUUCAGCAUUAUAUUAUUUUAAAUUGAUGAUAUAAGCAUGAUUAACACCAACCUUUUCUGAUACAGAAAGUAGAGAAUAAUUCAUGGUUUAAGUUUCUAAUGAAUGCUUAGGCUCUCUCUUCCUGCUAGAUCAGUGUUACUGUGAAAAGGGACUUCUUAUCAUCAUCUACGAAAAACAUCUUCUGUUAACACACACUCUACCCUUGAGGAAUUUGUGUAUGUGUGAUUGUAUUGUUUCAGGAAAGUGAGAAAGAGUGGAAAAUCACGAGACAGACACGUCAUGUUUUAAUUCAUAUUAUAGUACAUGCCUGUCAUCUUUGAUAAUCUAUAGGACUAUGUGUCCUGUCUUAUGACUCCAGAAAUUGUUUGAGAGCUUUGUGUCUUGUUUAUCUAUUGAUAACCAAUCAUGUGAGCUUGAUUUACUCAAGUAAUGACGUAGUUAGUUGACUGUUAGCUUAAAUACUGCAUUUUGGAUGUAAGGCAGGUCGGCCUGUGGAACUCCUUGAGAGUGCUGAAGCUGACUUCUGCUGGCAAAACUACAAACAAUUUUUCCUCAGUAAAUUUUAUUCUAUUAAUUAUA
Triplophysa rosa is the source of this 3161-nucleotide messenger RNA. RefSeq names its product tripartite motif containing 108 (gene trim108). The coding region runs from base 164 to 1669 and encodes 501 amino acids. The transcript has 6 exons. Gene Ontology annotation, molecular function: protein binding; zinc ion binding. Lineage: Eukaryota; Metazoa; Chordata; Actinopteri; Cypriniformes; Nemacheilidae. The record is from RefSeq and is a predicted model, not a curated record.